AUGAAGCACACGCCAAUGAAGUCUUCCAAGAUGGCCAGCUCUAGUGAAGAAGAUCUGAGCACUCUUGUACUGUUGCGUGGCAUGGCACAAGGUAACAUCACGCGCAUCAAGAACAUCUUGACCCAAGCCCAAGCGGACCAGGCUGAGCUGCCUUCCGCUCAAGUGAAAGUGUACGUGAAGAAAGUGGAAGGUGCCUACAACGAGUACCAUCAGCACCACCAGCAGAUAGUGGCGAUUCUUCCUUCGAACAAGAAGGAGGAACAGAACGAGAAGUUCCUGCAAUUCGAGACGUUGCACGAAGAGGUGUCCAUCAUGCUCGAGACCCUUCUCGAGGCUCAAGCCGCACCACCUGCGGCGCAACAAGUGCAGCCACCGGCGAACCAACAACCGUUGGUCAUCCAGCAAUCUCUUCCUCGUGCCAUCCCCACCUUCGACGGGAGGUACGAGAAUUGGGAACGGUUCAAGAUCAUGUUCCGUGAUGCAGUCGACCGUACCAACGAAGCACCUCGAAUCAAGCUGUAUCACCUUGAGAAGGCCCUCGUCGGUGAUGCGGCGGGAAUCAUAGACGUGAAGACGAUUGCCGAUGGAAACUACGCCCACGCCUGGGAGUUACUGGAGGAAAGGUUCGAGGAUCAGCGACGAAUGAUCGACAUCCAUAUUGCUGGACUGCUCGGAGUGAAGAAACUUUCGAAGGAGGAUUUCGGUGAGUUGCGUUCCUUGGUCGAGUCUACCACUAGUCACGUGGAAAACUUGAAGUUCCUUAACCAAGAGUUCACCGGCGUCUCUGAGCUCAUUGUCGUCCACCUGAUCGCACGUGCACUGGAUCCUACCACGAAGAAGUUGUGGGAGUCGACGAUAAAGCGAGGAGAACUCCCAAACUACGAAGACACCAUACAGUUCCUGAAAGACCGCGUCUCAGUUCUGGAGAGAUGCCGCGAUACGGAUGAAGAAGCCAAGGGACAGCGUACAUCGGCGAAACCAGCUACGAGGAAGCAGGCGUUUCCCAAUGCCAACGCAGCGACAGCUCCUCCAUCAGCGGAUCAGCGGUGCACCAUUUGUGAUGAAAGCCAUGUUACGUACAAAUGCUCUGUGUUCAACGGCUUGAGUGUGAGUGAUCGACUGACCAAAGUCAAACAGAAGAACGUGUGCUACAACUGCUUGAGAAGUGGACAUAGCGUGAAGAACUGUCCAUCGAAGAAGUCGUGCUCCAAGUGCAACAAGCGGCACCACACCCUGCUCCAUUUGGAAGGUGGUGCAAUCUCGUCGCAGCCUGCGAAUGAAAAUUCAGCGAAUGGAGUUCCAGGAUCAGCCCAACCAACGGCGUCGGCUGUCAGACAGCAGUCGGCCGAGAACCAGCCAUCAGUGACAGCAGCGCAUUCCAACAACCCGGUGAACCCAGCGAGCCAGGUGGUGUUGCUCACUGCCCUUGUCAACGUUAUGGACCAUCAACAGCGGCCUCGUGUGUGCAAAGCCCUGCUAGACUGCGGAUCUCAGUGGAAGAACGAUUUCUCUUUCAUGGUGAAUUGUUUGGUCUCGCCGAAGAUUACUGGUCAGGUUCCGUCGGUUAAGAUAAAUUUGGAGAAUUGGGAACUUCCUCAAGGUCUCAGACUGGCUGAUCCAUCCUUCCAUGAACCUAGCCACGUUGAUUUGCUCAUUGGGAUGGACUGGUUCUAUGACAUUAUGAAACCAGGGUGUUUGAAAAUAGACGAUAAUCUCCCUAGCCUUCACGACUCUAAGCUUGGUUGGUUAGUCGGGGGCAAGUUGCUUGACUGUUCUUCCAAUCUUGUGCUGAAUUCCUGUGCCGUUCGAAUUGAUCCCAUUGAAGAACUAGUGCAGAAAUUUUGGGAAGUUGAAGGUGUGUCUCCGGAGGUGGUUCUGUCCAGUGAGGAAGAGCAGUGUGAAUCGCAUUUCGCAUCAACCCAUCGUCGAGACGACAGCGGUCGUUUCAUCGUUCACCUCCCAUUGAAGGACAACGCAUCUCAACUAUCGGAUUCCCGUACCAUGGCCUUGCGACGAUUUUUCAUGCUGGAGUCUAAACUACAACGUCAUCCAGAUUUAAAAGCCCAGUAUGAUGCCUUCAUGGACGAGUACGAAUCUCUUGGGCACUGCCGGGAGGUCCAAGAACGCGACGAUCCUCCUGGAGUUCUGAAGUGGUAUCUUCCCCACCAUGCCGUCCUCCGCCCAUCGAACACAACUACAAAAUGCCGGGUGGUAUUCGACGCAUCUGCAAAGGUGGCCGGAUUGUCCCUCAACGAUGUUUUGAUGACCGGAUACAACGUUCAGAGCGAUUUGUUGUCUAUCAUCCUACGGUUCCGGAGGUAUCGAUACGUUAUGAGCGCCGAUGUAGCCAAAAUGUACCGCCAAGUUGCCGUAGAUCCCGCUUUCACUCCACUACAACGGAUUUUUUGGAGAAAGUCGCCCCAAGACCCACUACGUGUUCUCGAACUAACUACUGUGACAUACGGAACGGCCUCAGCCCCUUUCUUGGCCACGCGAUCUCUGCUGCAACUUGCACGGGAUGAACGAGAAACCUUUCCGCUCGCUUCCGCCGUUGUCGAGAAAAAUGUCUACAUAGACGAUGCUCUUUUUGGUUCCGACGAUUUCCUACAAGCAUGUGAGCUUCGAGAUCAGCUGAUAGCCUUGCUCCAGUCCGGUGGAAUGCACCUUCACAAGUGGUCAUCCAACACUAGUCAACUCCUAUCGCCCAUUCCCAGUGAAGAUCGAGACAGCUGCGCAUCUUUCAGCGAAAGUGGCCUCAACGAGGUCAUCAAAACUUUGGGAUUGAUGUGGAAUCCUUCCACAGACGAGUUCUUGUUCCGAUCAUCCCCUUCAGAAAAGGCCAGCAGACCCACAAAGCGUCAAGUCCUGUCCAAGAUUGCCAAGAUUUACGAUCCGCUCGGACUUAUUUCUCCAGUGGUGGUACUGGCAAAAAUAGUCAUGCAGAAAUUGUGGAUCAGCAAGCUGAAUUGGGAUGAUCCGUUAGACGAUACCCUCCUGAACGAGUGGGAGAACUUUCUGAUGUCACUGCCAACUUCGGAGCAAAUUCGCAUUCCACGCCAUGUGUUAUCGAACAAGGCGGCGCGGUACGAAUUGCACGGAUUCGCGGACGCGUCCCAGAAGGCGUAUGGGGCAUGCGUGUAUGUUCGCUCAAUAUUCCCUGAUGGCACCGCAUCGACGAAGUUGGUCAGCGCUAAGUCUAAAAUUGCACCGAUUUCACCCCUGACAAUCCCUCGAAAGGAAUUACUAGCAGCCCUUCUUUUGUCAAGAUUGAUUAGUAAGGUCGAAGCAGCGUUGGAGAUGAGCUUCAGUUCCAUCGUUCUCUGGUCGGAUAGUCAAGUUGUAUUGGCAUGGUUACACAAACCGCUUGGCAAUCUCCAAACCUUCGUCCGCCACAGAGUUACAGAGAUCACAUCGAAUACUAGUCACGUUUGGAAAUAUGUUCGCACGGAUCAGAACCCCGCCGAUACUGUAUCUCGAGGACAGUCUGCAAGAGAGUUAGCUAACAACGAGCAAUGGUGGAAUGGUCCUCAGUUUUUGUGCUUCGUGGAUUACCCAGAAGAGCGGCCACAGUCACUCCAAGAUUGCGAAAUUCCCGAACUCAGGGUUGAGCUAGCUGCACUGUCGGUCAUGAACUACGAGGAAUUCCCUGUGUUGACAAAGUUUGCUUCGUUCCGGAAAUGCCAACGGAUUGUUGCCUACAUGCUACGCUUCAUUUCGAACGCUCGAAAGAAGCAGGCCGACCGAGUGAUGUCCCGGUAUCUCACUAUUCCUGAGCUACGGGCGGCAUCAAAUUUGAUCGUUGGAGCCAUUCAGCAUCAGGAGUUUGCCAAGGAGAUCGAGUGUGUACGAGCAGACGAACCCAACCAUCGUCUGAACAAUUUGAAACCAUUUCUCGACGAGGAUUUACUGCGGGUUGGAGGUAGACUUGGUCAGUCUCAGCUUCCAUUCGGAGUGAAACACCAGCUAAUAUUGCCAAGCAACAACCCCAUCGUACACGGUUUGAUAAACGACGUCCAUCGAGAGAAUCACCAUGCCGGAAACUCCAUGGUACAAUACCUUUUGCGACAACAUUUCUGGUUGAUCAACGCGAGAUCGACAAUUCGGAAGGUGCUGAGAACCUGCAUUACCUGCUUCCGGACGAAUCCUACCACGAUUGAUCAGCAGAUGGGAAACCUACCAUCGUAUCGGAUUAACCCAGCGCCAGUCUUCGAGAGAGUUGGGCUUGACUUUGCCGGACCAAUCUACGUCAAGCAGUCAGUUCGAAAGGCGACUCCGGUAAAGGGCUACAUCUGUGUCUUCAUCUGUAUGGUGACAAAGGCCAUGCAUCUGGAAGCCGUGGAAGAUCUGUCCACUGACUCGUUCCUUGCGGCUUUUCAACGAUUCGUGUCCAGACGAGGAUAUCCGAAGGAAGUCUUCUCCGAUAACGGGACCAAUUUCAUCGGAGCAAGGUCAGCAUUGCAGGAGCUCUAUCGGCUAUUCAAGGAGGAGACCACCCAGAACAAGAUCUUCGAGUAUUGCCAAGCAAAGCAGAUCGUUUGGAAGACCAUCCCCCCAAAUGCGCCACAUUUCGGAGGACUUUGGGAGGCCGGUGUGAAAAGUGUUAAAACAGUGCUCAAAAAGGUUUACCAAUCCACCUCCCUAACACUCUCCGGAUUAUCCACCCUGUUGUGCCAGAUUGAAGCAAUCCUCAACUCGAGACCACUUUAUUCCCAAUCUAACGAUCCGACGGAACCUGAAGCGUUGACCCCUGGACAUUUUAUUGCCAACCGUCCACUAUUAGCAAUUCCCGAACCGUCUGUAGUAGGUAUCCCGACCAAUCGUUUGUCCCACUGGCAGCACAUACAACAGCUUCGCGAACACUUCUGGAAACGAUGGUCGAGAGAGUAUCUCACCGAAUUACAAGUGCGAGGCAAAUGGACCAAACAGAAGGUAAACAUCCAACCGGGAAUGGUUGUUCUCCUGAAGGAUGACAAUUUGCCCCCACAGUGCUGGAAUCUGGGCCGGGUAGAAAGGGUACACCCGGGAGCCGAUAACCUGGUAAGAGUGGUAGACGUUCGAACGAAGACUGGUACAUUUAGACGACCUAUACAUAAGCUUGCGCCUUUGCCUAUUUUGGACAAUGAUCCAAAUUUCCAAACUUCCACUUUUUGCCGGGGGGAGAAUGUUCAGUUCGACAGCAGCCAAACUGAAGAAGCGUCUAGCAGUGGCGGCGACAGUUUGCACCACGAGAGCUCCGCCCAUCCAACCAACGACGAACGAACGACGACGACGAAGCGAGUGCUGAACAGCAAAGCGGCGAUAAUAAAAUUGACGACCGAACAGCGAUCAGCGUCAGAAUUAUUUCAUCCGUCGUCGAGACUACCACACAGCAGCGAAGCCGAAGCGAAGGGAGCUAUAGCACGUGAAGACCGCAUGAGACAGCAAGCAGAGCCGACCGACGCGACGUGGCUAGUUUGCCAGUCAAAGUUUUUUUCCGAUCGUGACACCGACGAUCAGAGAGCCGCCUCGGAGUUCAUACUCUCGCUUUUCCUGGACUUCGGAGAAACCGUAGGCGAUCAAGCUCUCAACGAAGCCACAGAAGUUGUGACCGCCAUUCCACUGUUACAAAGUGCGGCCACUUCAUCAACAGACGGUAACCCGGCUGUCGCCGCUUCGCGACACGUUAACCCAGGCCCAGACUGCCAUCGAGUGGGCCGCACUCCCGGCCUUCGGAACCAUCUCGUCGAGCGCCUGCGGCGCGCUUGCCCACGAAGCCUUUUGAACGCGGACAUUUUCCGUGACAGCCUCAGCCAGUACCCCUUGACCCUCGGCGUGCCGUCUGGUGAUCCCAAACAGAUUUUCCGCCAUCCCGGCCGGUAUUGUGGUCGAUCUCGAGCUCCCUGGGUCGUUUUAGGAGCGGGCCAUCACUGCCGUUGCCGUUUGCAUCCGUCGCUCGUACCACGUGUCACCGAGUUCUAUAGCAAACGCUCCCGAUCACCGCAAGUAUCUCCAGUAACCGCUUCGCUCACCCUCAGCGGCCGAAGAAGGGGUUUUCUGCCAUUCCUGUAG
Aedes albopictus (Asian tiger mosquito) is the source of this 6048-nucleotide messenger RNA. RefSeq lists its product as uncharacterized. Bases 1 to 6048 code for a protein of 2015 amino acids. Gene Ontology annotation, biological process: DNA integration. Lineage: Eukaryota; Metazoa; Arthropoda; Insecta; Diptera; Culicidae. Gene Ontology annotation, molecular function: nucleic acid binding; zinc ion binding. The record is from RefSeq and is a predicted model, not a curated record. The transcript has 4 exons.